AUGGCAAACCAGUACUCGUGUAACUGUAUGGCAAACAAGCACUCUUACAUCUGUAUGGCAAACCAGAACUCGUGUAACUGUAUGGUAAACCAGUACUCGUGUAGCUACAUGGGAAACCAGUGCUCGUGUAACUGUAUGGCAAACCAGUACUCUUACAACUUUACUGCAAACCAGUACUCGUAUAACUGUAUGGCAACCCAGUGCUCGUAUAACUGUAUGGCAAACAAGUACUCGUAUAACUGUAUGACAACCCAGUACUCGUGUAACUGUACGGCAAACCACUGUUUGGCAAACCAGUACUCAUGUAACCGUAUGAGGAAACAGCCCUCGUAUUUCUGUAUGGCAAACCAGUACUCGUGUAACUGUAUGGCAAACCAGGGCUUGUAUAACUGUAUGGCAAACCAGUACUCGUGUAACUGUAUGAGGAACCAGCCCUCGUAUAACUGUAUGGCAAACCAGUACUCGUUUAACUAUGAGGAACCAGCCCUCGUAAAACUGUAUGGGCAAACCAGUACUCGUGUAACUGUAUGA
This is a messenger RNA of Mya arenaria, 531 nucleotides long. RefSeq names its product neurogenic locus notch homolog protein 2-like. The transcript is spliced from 2 exons. The record is from RefSeq and is a predicted model, not a curated record. The coding region runs from base 1 to 531 and encodes 176 amino acids. NCBI's taxonomy places the organism in Eukaryota, Metazoa, Mollusca, Bivalvia, Myida, Myidae.